AUGGAACCGUUGGUAUUUGAACAAUUUCCCAACGUUGCUUUAAUCUUUUCCUCUCACUUUUACUCUCUUUUUUCCCCUCUCUCUGUUUUACAAGUUUACUUUCCCUCUAUAUCUCUCGAUGUUAAUCUCUUACUUUCCUCACUUUUACUCUCUCCCCCUCCCCGUCUUUUUUUAUUCUUUUACUUUCCUUCUCUCUUUCUCUCGCUCGCAUUUACUCUCUCAUACAGGAACAACAACAACAACAACAACACUGUAUUUGUUUCUUUUACAUUCUCUCCGCCACCCAUUUUCCUCUUUGUGUUUUCCUUCCUUUCACUCACUGGUUUUUCUCUCUAUUCUCUCUCUCUCUUUCUCUAUCUUUCUCUCUUUCUCUCUCUCUCUUUCUUUCUCUCUUUCUCUUUGUCUUUCUCUCUCUUUCUCUCUCUCUUUCUCUAUCUUUCUCUUUCUUUCUCUCUUUUCUUUCUCUCUUCUCUUUGUCUUUCUUUCUUUCUCUUUCUCUCUUUUCUAUCUUUCUCUCUCUUUCUCUCUCUCUCUUUCUCUCUCUUUCUUCUUUCUCUCUCUCUUUCUCUUUCUCUCUUUCUCUCUUUCUCUCUCUCUCUUUCUUUCUCUCUUUCUCUUUGUCUUUCUCUCUCUUUCUCUCUCUCUCUCUCUCUUUCUCUCUUUCUCUCUUUCUCUUUUCUCUUUCUCUUUCUCUUUCUCUCUCUCUUUCUCUAUCUUUCUCUUUCUCUCUUCUCUUUUCUCUCUUUCUCUUUAUCUUUCUCUCUCUCUCUCUCUCUCUUUCUCUCUUUCUUUCUCUUUUUCUUUCUCUCUUUCUCUUUCUCUUUCUCUCUCUUUCUCUCUCUCUUUCUCUCUCUCUCUCUUUCUCUCUCUCUUUCUUUGUCUUUCUCUCUCUCUUUCUCUAUCUUUCUCUCUCUUUCUCUCUCUCUCUUUCUUUCUCUCUUUCUCUUUGUCUUUCUCUCUCUUUCUCUCUCUCUCUUUCUCUAUCUUUCUCUCUUUCUCUCUCUCUCUUUCUUUCUCUCUUUCUCUUUGUCUUUCUCUCUCUUUCUCUCUCUCUCUUUCUCUAUCUUUCUCUCUUUCUCUUUCUUUCUCUCUUUCUCUUUGUCUUUCUCUCUCUUUCUCUCUCUCUCUUUCUCUAUCUUUCUCUCUUUCUCUCUCUCUCUUUUUCUUUCUCUUUUUUUCUCUUCUUUCUUUCUCUCUUUCUCUCUCUUUCUUUCUCUCUCUUCUCUUUGUCUUUCUCUCUAUCUUUCUCUCUUUCUCUCUCUUGCUCUAUCUUUUCUCUCUUUCUCUCUCUCUUUCUUUCUCUCUCUCUUGUAUCUUUCUUUUCCCCAUUUGUGUUUAUUAUCUCUUUCACCCCCCCCCAUAUUAUCACUCGUUCAUUCUCCUGUUUUUUCUAUCUCUUCUUCCCAGACAUACUCCACUGAUCGGCAAGUGUCGGAUUCAGCAUCGACCGGAACAGCUUACCUUUGUGGUGUAAAGACCAAUUUUGGAGUUCUGGGUUUCGACAGCACAACUAAGAAUUCGGUUUGUGCCUCUGAGGAGGAACAACGCCGUAGCAGAGUUGACUCGAUUCUGAAAAUGUCCCAUGAUGCAGGUAAACUGACUGGUGUGGUUACUAAUACACGGAUUACUCACGCCUCUCCGGCCGCGGCUUACGCGCACAGUGCCGACCGCGAAUGGGAAUCAGACAAUCAUAUGGUCAACGUAACUGGAAAUUGUGCGGAUAUCACCCGGCAGUUAGUUGAUGAAAAUGACUACAUUCGCGUUCUGAUGGGUGGUGGACGUCGAAGUUUUAUUCCAGUAGAUAUGAAGGAUCCGGAAACUGGCAAAGAAGAUGUAGAAAAUGGACGACUGGACAAACGGGAUUUGAUCGCGGACUGGAGGAAAGACAAAGAAUCCAAGAAAGUGGAACACAGCUAUGUGUGGAAUAAAGAACAGUUCGAUAAAGUUAAUCCUAAGCACACAGAUUAUCUUUUAGGUUUGUUUUCCCCGAGCCAUAUGUCGUAUGAUCUGGACCGGGAUCAAGGACCCACAGGUGAACCGUCCUUAGCUGAAAUGACGAAAAAAGCGAUUCAGAUCCUUCAAAAAGGCCCGAAAGGAUUCUUCUUAUUUGUCGAAGGAGGCCUUAUUGAUUACGCACACCAUGACAACCAGGCCAAGAAAGCUCUCUAUGAUACGUUGGCUUUUGAUGAAGCAAUAGAAACAGCCACAAAACUGGUCGACUUUAAAGACACAUUGCUGAUUGUGACAGCGGACCAUUCCAUAGCGUUCAACCUGGUUGGUUACCCUACGACGUAUAAUCCGAUAUUUGCGGCCGUCGACAAUACUGAAUGGGGCGGCUCAUCAGAUGGACUUCCGUACACCACCUUACUAUAUGCGACGGGACCUGGUUUUAAAGUGAUGGCAAACGGCAAAAGAGAAAAUAUAAGCAAAGUGGACACAGUUUUUUUAUUUAAUUCAAUUUUUUUUUUUCUUUCAAUCUUUUUUCUUAUUUUGGUACAUUUCUUUUCUUUCUUUUUUGACAUUUGCUUUCUUUCUUUCAGAUUUUUUCUUUGCGUCUUUUUAAUGUUUUUUUUUCUUUAUUUAUUUCUUUUUUUUUCUUUCUUUCUUCUUUCUUUUCUUUUUUUUUUCUUUUUUUUUUCUUUUCUUUCUUUUUUCUUUGACUUUUUCUUGUUUGCUUCCAUUUUCUUUCUUUCUUUCUUUCUUUCUUUCACACUUUUCUUUCUUUCUUUUUCUUUCUUUCACACUUUUCUUUCUUUGCUUCCGUUUUCUUUCUUUCUUUUUUUUUUUUCUUUUUCUUCCUUUUUUGCUUCCAUUUUCUUUCUUUCUUUCUUUCACACUUUUUCUUGUUUGCUUCCAUUUUCUUUCUUUCUUUCUUUCUUUCACACUUUUUCUUUUCUUUCACUUUUUCUUUAUUUCAUUUCUUUUUUCUUUCUUUCUUUCUUUCACACUUUUUUCUUGUUUGCUUCCAUUUUUCCUUUUCUUUCUUUCUUUCUUUCACACUUUUCUUGUACAUUUCAUUUUCUUCCAUUUCUUUCUUUCUUUCUUUCUUUCACUUUCUUUUUUUUUUUCUUUUUUCACUUUUUCUUGUUUGCUUUUUUCUUUCUUUCUUUCUUUCUUUCACACUUUUUCUUGUUUGCUUCCAUUUUUUCUUUCUUUCUUUCUUUCUUUCACACUUUUUCUUGUUUGCUUCCAUUUUCUUUCUUUCUUUCUUUUCCUUUUUUUUUGUUUCUUUCUUUCUUUCUUUCUUUCUUUCUUUCACACUUUUUUCUUUUCUUCCAUUUUCUUUCUUUCUUUUUUUUUUUUUCCUUUUUCUUUCUUAACAUUUCUUUCCACAUUUUUCUUUUUUUUUUCUUUCUUUCUUUCUUUCUUUCACCUUUUUAUUUUUUUUCUUUCUUUCUUUCUUUAUUUUUUCUUGUUUUCUUUCCAUUUCUUUCUUUCUUUCUUUCUUUCUUUUUUUGUUUUUAUAUUUUUUCUUUCUUUUUCUUUCUUUCUUUUCUUUUCACACUUUUUUUUCUUUCUUUUCAUUUUUCUUUCUUUUUUUUUCAUUUUCUUUCUUUCUUUCUUUCACACUUUUCUUUUUUGCUUCCAUUUUUCUUUCUUUCUUUCUUUCUUUCUUUCACUUUUUUUGUUUUUUUUUUUUCUUUUUUCUUUCUUUCUUUCACACUUUUUCUUGUUUGCUUCCAUUUUCUUUCUUUCUUUCUUUCUUUCACACUUUUUCUUGUUUGCUUCCAUUUUCUUUCUUUCUUUCUUUCUUUCUUUCUUUCACAUUUUUCUUGUUUGUUUCCAAAGAUUUUCUUUCUUUCUUUCUUUCUUUCACACUUUUUCUUGUUUGCUUCCAUUUUCUUUCUUUCUUUUUUCUUUCACACUUUUUCUUGUUUGCUUCCAUUUUUUCUUUCUUUCUUUCUUUCUUUCACACUUUUUCUUGUUUGCUUCCAUUUUCUUUCUUUCUUUCUUUCUUUCUUUCACACUUUUUCUUGUUUGCUUCCAUUUUCUUUCUUUCUUUCUUUUUUCUUUUUUUUUGCUUCCAUUUUCUUUCUUUCUUUACUUUUUUUCUUGUUUUUUCAUUUUCUUUCUUUUUCACUUUUUUUUCUUUCUUUCUUUCUUUCUUUUUCUUUUUUUUCUUGUUUGUUUCCAUUUUUCUUUCUUUCUUUUUCUUUCUUUCUUUCUUUCUUUUUUUUCUUUCAUUUUCUUUCUUUUUUUUCUUUCUUUCACACUUUUCUUGUUUUUUUCUUUUUUCUUUCUUUUUUAAAAACUUGCUUCCAUUUUCUUUUUUUUUUUCUUUCUUUCUUUCACAAUUUUCUUUCAAUUUUUCUUUCUUUCUUUCUUUUCUUUUUUCUUUCACACUUUUUCUUUCUUUUCCUUUUUCCAUUUCUUUCUUUCUUUCUUUUUCUUUCACACUUUUCUUGUUUUCUUUCCACUUUCAUUUUCUUUCUUUCUUUCUUUCACACUUUUUUCUUGUUUUGCUUCCAUUUUCUUUUUUCUUUCUUUUCUUUCAUUUUCUUGUUUGCUUUUUCUUUUUUUUUUCUUUCUUUCACACUUUUUUCUUUGUUUUUCCAUUUUCUUUCUUUCUUUCUUUUUUCUUUCUUUCUUUCACACUUUUCUUGUUUGAUUUUUUUUUUUCUUUUUCUUUCUUUCACACUUUUUUCUUUUUGCUUUCAUUUCUUUCUUUCUUUCUUUCUUUCUUUCUUUGUUUUUUUCUUGGCUUCCAUUUUUUCUUUCUUUCUUUCUUUCUUUCUUUUUUUUCACACUUUUUCUUCUUUGCUUCCAUUUCCUUUCUUUUUCUUGUUUUCUUUCUUUCUUUCUUUCACACUUUUCUUGUUUGCUUCCAUUUUUUUCUUUUUCUUUCUUUCUUUCUUUCACAUUUUUUCUUUUUGCUUCCAUUUUCUUUCUUUCUUUCUUUCUUUCUUUCACAUUUUUUUCUUUUUGCUUCCAUUUUCUUUCUUUCUUUCUUUCUUUCUUUUUUUCUUUUUCUUAUUUUGCUUCCAUUUCUUUUCUUUCUUUCUUUCUUUUCACACUUUUUCUUGUUUGCUUUUUCUUUUUUCUUUCUUUCUUUCACACUUUUUUUUUGUAUUUCUUUCUUUCUUUCUUUCUUUUUUCCUUUUUCUUUUUUUGCUUUUUUCUUUCUUUCUUUCUUUUCUUUCACACUUUUUUUUUUUGUUUGCUUCUUUCUUUCUUUUUCUUUCUUUCUUUUCUUUCCUUUUCUUUUUCUUUCACACUUUUUCUUGUUUUCUUUCAUUUCUUUCUUUCUUUUUUUCUUUUUUCUUUUUUCUUUUUUCCUUUCUUUUUCUUCCAUUUUUUUUCUUUCUUUCUUUCUUUCUUUUUCUUGUUUGCUUUACAAUUUUUUCUUUCUUUCUUUCUUUUUUUUUCUUGUUUGCUUCCAUUUUCUUUCUUUCUUUCUUUCUUUCUUUUUCUUAUUUCUUCCAUUUCUUUUUUCUUUCUUUCUUUUUCACUUUUCUUUUUUGCUUCCAUUUUCUUUCUUUUUUCUUUAACAUUUUUCUUGUUUCUUUUUUUUUUUUUCUUUCUUUUUCUUUUUUCUUUCUUUCUUUCUUUCUUUCUUUUUUCUUUCACAUUUUUCUUGUUUAUUUUCUUUUCUUUUCUUUCUUUCUUUCUUUCACAUUUUUUUCUUGUUUCUUUCAUUUUUUUCUUUUUUCUUUCUUUCUUUCACACUUUUUUUUUCAUUUUCUUUCUUUUCUUUCUUUCUUUCUUUCACACUUUUUCUUGUUUGCUUCAUUUUUUUCUUUCUUUUUUCUUUCUUUCACACUUUUCUUGUUUUGCUUCCAUUUCUUUUUUCUUUUCUUUCUUUCUUUCACACUUUUCUUGUUUGCUUCAUUUUCUUUCUUUUUUUUCUUUCUUCAUUUCUUUUUUUUCUUGAAUUUUUUCUUUCUUUUUUCUUUCUUUUCUUUUUUUCUUUCUUUCUUUCUUUCACUUUUUCUUUUUUUCUUUUUCUUUCUUUCUUUCACUUUCUUUUUGUUUCUUUCUUUUUUUUCUUUCUUUCUUUUCACACUUUUUUCUUGUUUGUUUCCAUUUUCUUUCUUUCUUUCUUUCUUUCUUUCUUGUUUUCUUUCAAUUUUUUUCUUUCUUUUCAUUUUUCUUGUUUCUUUUUUUUUUCUUUUUUCUUUCUUUCUUUCUUUUUUUUUUCUUGUUUGCUUCCAUUUUCUUUUUUCUUUCUUUUCUUUUUUUUUUUUUCUUUUUUUUCCCAUUUUCUUUUUUUUCUUUCUUUCUUUCUUUCUUUCCAUUUUCUUUUUUUUUUUUUUUCUUUUCUUUCUAUUUUUUCUUUUCUUUCUUUCUUUUGACUUUUUUUUCUUGUUUUCUUUUCUUUCUUUUCUUUUUUCUUUUUUUUUCUUUUUGCUUCUUUCUUUCUUUUUUUUUCUUUUGUAG
Molecule: messenger RNA, 6378 nt
Organism: Acanthosepion pharaonis
Lineage: Eukaryota; Metazoa; Mollusca; Cephalopoda; Sepiida; Sepiidae
Source: the annotation of a GenBank genome assembly